This is a messenger RNA of Soboliphyme baturini, 1467 nucleotides long. The record is from the annotation of a GenBank genome assembly. NCBI's taxonomy places the organism in Eukaryota, Metazoa, Nematoda, Enoplea, Dioctophymatida, Soboliphymatidae.
AUGAAUGAUGACGACGAAGAAGAUGUUUCAGUGGUGGAUAUGCCGACGGAUGAAGAGGCUGAAUUAGACCCAGAUAUGCGCGCAACUCUGGAGGAGGUGGAAAAGUCUUUAUUCGACAUCACUGAUGAACUGGCUUUCCGCCAGGAUGUAGAGAAAAGCAAUGAGGAAAAAACCGAGUCGCUCCAGCAACAGUUCCAUGUGUUGAAGAAAGAAUUGUUGAAUAUUGACAUGUUCAAACAGGCGUAUAAUACUGAAAUUGAAGCAGCAAAGGAGUAUAUAAAGGAUCUGAAGGAGAGCAACGAGAAGGUGUCAGAGGCGCUGUUGUACCACCGCCAUGAAAUUCGGAGUCUAAAGCGUAAUAACGGUAUUUCGCGUUCCAAGAUUAAGAAGUAUAAGCAGAGACUAGCGAACUCAGCAAAAAUGACUGAAGAAGCAAAGACCUCCAUUCAACCGUUGGUUCAAAAGUCUGCUGCGUUGUGUACUGAACGGGAAAACUUCGAGUUGGUUUGUGAAGUGAAAGACACAAGGAUUGAACUGCUUACGAAGGAGUUGGACGCACUGAAUAAAGAAAUAAGCCGCCUUGAAGAAGAGCAAGUAAAUGAGCAGUUGGUAAUGGAGGGACGUUAUUUUUUUGCUCGCUGCGGCAGCUUCUCGGACGACGAAGCGCCAGUUAUCAAAGGCGAGCCGUUGUCGUGCUGCUACGUUCCCAGCUGCCAGACAGCGAUGAGCAGUUUCUUAUCGCUUAAUUUCACAGCCUGCCUCAGUCCCCUAGCAGCCUGCGCAGCCUUCUGCACCCCGGGCGACGACCGAGGCGGUACAGUUUUGAUGGCGUCAAUACCACGAGGGGCUGUUGAAGAACUCUCUGAUUUCCUUGCUACACCCAAGUCGCCCGAUACGAGUCUUACACCCAGCACACCAGGAACCCCGCAUACACCCAGUAUACCGAGUCCAUCUGGUACUCCCAGCGCAUCAGAUACGUCCAGUACAUCCGGUGCGCUGAGUCUGCCCAGCACGCCAGCCACAUGCAGCAUACCCAAUACACCAAAUGCCAUGAGUACUCCCAGUACACCUGACGUGUCCAGUCCGCCCAGUGAAGAGUUCGAUAAAGCUAUUAAUGAGAACCAGGAUCUGCGACAGCUACUACUAGGCGACCAGAAAAACGUUCAGAAAGAAACAGAAAACAAAGAUGGGGUUUUAGGAAAACUAGAAGAGUUGCGAAGAAACGCUCAGGAACUUGAAGUUAAGCUGAAAGAGUUGAAAGAGGCGCAAAAGCUAGAAGAAAGCGAGAGCGACGAGAUCGAACAGGGAUGCACAGAAUUAUGUACGGCCAAUAUUUAUCACUAUACGGGGAAGUUAACUGAAGCGAGAAAAUCAUGUCGAGAGCUUGAACUUCAAGUCUCUUCGUUGUUCUUCGAGUGUGAUCGCCUGGAAACUGAAGCACAGCAAGCAACAGAAGAGACCCGCUGA